CCAGGAGAUAAAGGAUUCUCUAGCACUUUCACAGGGGAGCGAAGACCAAAGGAAGAUCAGGUGUUUGAAGCUUUAGGAACUACAGAUGAACUGACGUCAGCAAUUGGGCUGGCGAGGGAGUUCUGUGUUGAGCAGGGUCACCCUUUUGUGGGGGAGCUUGACAAGAUCCAGAGUGUGCUGCAGGAUGUUGGAUCGAACAUUGCCACCCCAGUUUCUUCAGCAAGAGACAGCCACAUAAAAAAAACAAGGUUUAGUGAGAAGCCUGUCUCGGAUCUGGAGCAUUGGAUUGAUAAAUACACAGAUCAGCUACCUGCCCUGACCAAUUUCAUCUUACCUUCAGGAGGGAAGAGCAGUGCUGCCCUACACCUGGCCAGAGCAGUCUGUCGGAGAGCGGAGCGCAGUGUGGCUCCGAUCGUACGAGCAGGAGAAGCUGACCCUAGUGUUGCUAAAUAUCUUAACAGGCUUAGCGACUACUUGUUCACAUUGGCCAGGUUUGCAGCUAUGAAAGAGGGAAAGGAAGAGAUGGUUUACAGAAGAACCAUGGAGGAAUAAAAGCAGCAGGCUGAUAAGACCAGUGGAUGAGCCAUUGUUCAGCCCCCCUGCAAGGAGCAGCAGUGUGUUGAGCCUGUCCAGUGGAGACCUCAGCCUUAUCCCCACACCUCAUUGUCUGGAAUAUAUGGUCUGGCUCUCUGGUAGCUGAUGUAACUGUACAGCUGAAUUAGAUUUGUAAAUAACUUUAAAUUUAUAUAUAUAUAUAUAUAUAUAUAAAUACUGUACAUUUCCCAAUAAAUACAAUU
This is a messenger RNA of Polyodon spathula (Mississippi paddlefish), 797 nucleotides long. It is a transcript of the gene mmab, whose product is annotated as metabolism of cobalamin associated B. Lineage: Eukaryota; Metazoa; Chordata; Actinopteri; Acipenseriformes; Polyodontidae. The record is from RefSeq and is a predicted model, not a curated record. The annotation marks the transcript as partial. The transcript is spliced from 8 exons. Gene Ontology annotation, molecular function: corrinoid adenosyltransferase activity.